UCUUAUGGUCCAUGGCUAUCUAGUACCAUUUUUCUUUCCAUCUUCACGUAUUUUAUGGAACGAAUGAAAUCCUAACCGCCACAUUCACAUCUAUAAAUAUCUCAGUUUCUAAAGGUUAGCAAGGCAAAUAAACCCAACACCCCAUUGCAGCAAAUGGCUAACCAUUCCUACCUCCUUGUCUCCCUUCUCCUCUUCUCUUCCCUUUUCAGCCAUUCAAUCGUCUUUGGAGCCAACACGGACGGCUAUCGUGUCCUGACUGUCCAAUCUUUGCCGCUUCCAGCUGAGUCCUGCACAUCCAAAGAAUAUAAAAAGCCAGGGCUGAAAAUAAUCCAUAAGUACGGACCAUGCUCGCCCAUUAGCGGACAAAAAGCCACAACCCUCGAAAUCAUCCAGCGAGAUGAAUCCCGAGUCAACUGGCUCCAAUCCCAACUCACCGACGAUUCCUCCCGAGUCGAUGUUCAGGACAUCACAGUCCCAGCUUAUCUCGGCACCUCCUUCCGCACCACCAACUACAUCGUCACCGUUGGAUUCGGCACUCCCAAGAAGGACAUGACCCUUGAGUUCGACACCGGCAGCGACCUCACUUGGAUCCAAUGCCAGCCAUGCGCCGGUAGCUGCUACCCUCAGCAACAACCAAUCUUUAACCCCUCCGACUCAUCUUCCUAUCUCAACCUCUCCUGCAGCUCUACCCAGUGCUCCCAACUCAGUCUCGUCAUCGGUUGUUCCUCCUCCACCUGCGUCUACUUCACCGCCUAUGGCGAUGGAUCAAAUUCCACAGGUUUCUUCGCAAAAGAUACACUGUCACUCACACAGUCCGAUGUGUUUCCUAGCUUCUUGUUCGGGUGCGGCCAGCAGAACACAGGCCUGUUUGGCAACACUGCUGGGUUGCUUGGACUCGGCCAAGGCGUUCUUUCUUUAGUAUCUCAAACAGCUAGCAAGCUGGGCCGUGUUUUCUCUUACUGUCUGCCACCGACGUCGAGCUCGCCUGGGUACCUGACGCUAGGGCCAGACACCAUCCCCUCAGGAAUUAAAUUCACGCCGCUGCUGAAGAACGUAAACAGGCCGACCUUCUACUUCCUCAAUAUGACUGGAAUGAGUGUUGGAGGGCAAGCACUUCCAAUCCCUGCCUCGACAUUUGCUUCUCCAGGCACCAUCAUUGACUCCGGCACUGUCAUCAGCCGACUGCCCCCAUCAGUCUACGCCACUCUCAGGUCUGCAUUCCGGCAAGCAAUGUCGAAUUACACGGUGGCGGCUCCGGUCUCGAUAUUUGACACAUGCUACGACUUCAGUGGGCAAGGCGAUAUAUCGGUCCCGACUAUAACGUUGAGUUUUGAGGGAGGUGUGGAUGUGCUGGUAGACUUCUCAGGGAUUAUUUUAGCAGCGAGCCAGACGGUGGGCUGCUUGGCGUUUGCUGGGAACGUCAAUGCCGGGAGUUGGACAAUCAUUGGGAAUAGGCAGCAACGGACAUUUGAUGUGAUUUACGACAUUGCAGGAGGGAGGGUGGGGUUUAGCCCUGGAGGUUGCAGCUGAUCCUGAAAAGAGAAAAGGCCAUUACCGCACUGCAGCUAAGCAAAAGAUGAGAAAGAGAAAGGAAGCUAUUUGGGAGUGAAUGUAUAAGACAUAAAGAGAGAAUGGGGGAAUGAAUAGCAGUAUGCACUAGCCUUAAUUGAUCAUGCCUUAAUUCCAAAUAAGGAGGAUUUGUUUUUUUAAUUUCAAGUGUAAUGCAAAAUAAAGGAGUCAUGGUUAUAUUUAAUGAUAUCUCUAAAUUAAGAAUUA
Messenger RNA from Magnolia sinica, 1776 nucleotides. Its product is annotated as aspartyl protease family protein At5g10770-like. The transcript has 2 exons. Bases 154 to 1530 code for a protein of 458 amino acids. Gene Ontology annotation, molecular function: aspartic-type endopeptidase activity. Gene Ontology annotation, biological process: proteolysis. NCBI's taxonomy places the organism in Eukaryota, Viridiplantae, Streptophyta, Magnoliopsida, Magnoliales, Magnoliaceae. The record is from RefSeq and is a predicted model, not a curated record.